ACAAACGACAUUAAAUCCUUAUGUGUUUGUUCUAUAUCACUCCUAUACGAUUCAUUUUCUUUAAGCAUAAGCAUGUGAUUGCUUAUGUGCGAUAGAUGUACUAAUUUCCCCCCAAAAUGGACAGACUUCGCCAGCGUUCAUAAAGUGGUACUUCCCAACGGAGGACUUUAGCGAGGUCAAAACGCUGUUUACGUUUCCGGUCUGUGGAUAAUUUGAUGUUUUUUUAGGAGAAAAUCACCGAAUAAUGAGCGUUUAUAACGUUUACACGUGCAGGGAGCGCAUGUGCGUCGUAGGCUUCAACGUAGACGCGCCCUGUCAAGGCUGGGCUGCGCACACGAGCGUUUGAUCGGAUCCGAUCCGCUGUCAGAUGGACGCGUGAUCGCGGAUGGUCUGAGAUGUUGGAGCGCCCUUUCUCGGCGUGGUUCUGGUUCGGAUCCACCCGCCCUGGUUUCUGCAGUGGCACUGCCCUCACACUGCUGCUCAUCCUGCUGGCUUGGCUAUGUGGGAUCCACACGAGCCUGAGUUUGGGACCAGGAGGGGAAUUCCCUGGAUUCUAUGAUUUCAUCUUCUACGCUUUAAGUCACGAGGAGUUACUGUCUCUUCUCUACAACGUCACCCUGUUGCUGUGUCUUGGACCAUCUCAGGAGAGGCGAUGGGGCACCUUGGCCUUCGUUGGCCUCUCCCUGCUGUCAACAGUGCUGCUGCCUCCUAUUUACGCCCUCUUCCUCUUCGUGACCGGGGAUGAAGCCAGUCGUGUUUGCGGCUUUUCGGCCACGCAGCUCGCUCUGUUCACUGCCCAGUGUCGUCAGGCGAGGCAGAGACGGGUCCUCCGCUGUUUGCCCCCGUGGUCACUGCCUUGGCUCUUCUUACUGCUUGAUUUGUUUCUGCUGCCCAGCGCUCCGGGGCUGCUGCACUUCUAUGCCAUUUGCCUGGGCCUCAACUACAGUUCUGAGUUCAUAGGAAUACUGCAGCGGAUAGAAGGCCUUGGCGUGUGUGCCUGUCUGCCAGCCUGGGCCUACGUUUCUGUCGUCCCCCACGUGUCAAACAACUAUCAGCUGCCCACCUACAUCAGCCCGACACACAGACCUGACCCGCACCUCGAGCCCUCUCAUCUGGGACUUGUAGCAUCUACGAGCAGGUCUCAGCUGCAGGAUCACUCGCUCCUGCAGCCAUGGAGACCUCCUGCUCCAGAGUGGCACCGCGAGCCCGCCGUGGCAACAGACGCGCAGCUGCUGGAGGAGCAGUUGCUAAGGGCGGGGAUACUGGCGUCGCUGCAGGACGCGCCCGAGGGCACAGCCGACAAAGUGGAGGUGCCCAAGUCUUCGGUUUCCUCGCUGAGGCUGCAGCAGCUGGAGAAGAUGGGCUUCCCGAUGGAGAAAGCGGUGGUGGCGCUGGCCGCUACAGGGCAGCUGGACGGGGCCAUCUCCCUGCUGAUCGAGGACCAGGUUGGGGAGGAGGCUGUGGUGGUCUCAAAAGGGAAAAAGUCUCCCACCACAUAACUCAGGAAUGCUCAGAGCUUAUUCUGAUGGACUGCUGUUCCUUCUGGUUCAAAACUGAAGAAUAUCACAUUCAUCCCAGAUAUAAAAUAUUAUGCUGGUCAGUUUGAGGUAAACUAAUAAUCUGACCACAGUUAAAAGGGGAAUUCUACCAUAUUAAAAAAUCCUGCAUAAUUCAGUGAUUCAUAUGUAAGUAAAAUCAUGUAGAGUGCUUUAUGGCUGUGUGAACUUCAGAAUUGGUGAAAAAAUUCAAAUUUCUUCAUAGUGGUGGUGAUAGGAACCAGGCGUCCAGGUGUCCAAAACCACCAGUGACCCUACACGUGUGUUCUGAGUUUAUCUGGAAUGUUAAUGAUUGUAAAAGGGUGAUGAAUCUGGAAUAAUACACACUAAUUAUAUAAUUAAAAGUUUUCACUUUUCACCUCCCAGUCCACACAGCCUGUCUAAUGAAACUAAACGGCUCAUUUUGAGCCAAAUCAUUUACAUACACCCAAAUUUUCAGUCUGCAGCAGUUUAGCCUCAUCCAUUCAGGCUGAAGUUAUAAGGAGUGUUUCAGCUCAGAGUGCUUUUUCAAUGAGGGCAGCCAAUCAGAACAGAGCUCAUUUACAUACAUCAGUCUUAAAGGCACAGCCUGCUUAAUUCUAAGGCAGGCAUUGGCAACCCAAAUGUUAAGAAGAGCCGUUUUGUCCUUUCAGCAAAAAUUGGACCAACCUGGGCGUCGCAACGUUUAAUGUCCGUUUAUCUUGGCUGUAAACGUGUCUCAGUGUGUGUUAAUGUACAAGUACAGGUUAAAAAUAUAACACAAACACAGACUCGCUCUGCUUUAAACUUCAGCUCAGCUGUAGCUGCUUUUCUUGCAUCUCCGGCAGGAAACUUUUCCACAAAAGUGGAGCUGUUUCUGGUAAAAUUCCUCUCAACGUUCAAGUUUUUACGAGGCUGAAGUCGCUUCUCAUUCCGAUUUUCCCGUUCCACCUUAGAUGGUGCCUGAGGCGGCAGAAUGUAACUGCUGCACCAUUUA
Pygocentrus nattereri (red-bellied piranha) is the source of this 2511-nucleotide messenger RNA. It is a transcript of the gene rhbdd3, whose product is annotated as rhomboid domain containing 3. Gene Ontology annotation, molecular function: serine-type endopeptidase activity; protein binding. The coding region runs from base 396 to 1499 and encodes 367 amino acids. The transcript has 5 exons. Gene Ontology annotation, cellular component: membrane. NCBI's taxonomy places the organism in Eukaryota, Metazoa, Chordata, Actinopteri, Characiformes, Serrasalmidae. The record is from RefSeq and is a predicted model, not a curated record.